Molecule: messenger RNA, 861 nt
Organism: Cordyceps militaris CM01
Lineage: Eukaryota; Fungi; Ascomycota; Sordariomycetes; Hypocreales; Cordycipitaceae
Product: nuclear pore complex component, putative
Exons: 1
Coding region: 1-861 (286 amino acids)
Biological process (GO): spindle pole body duplication; protein import into nucleus
Cellular component (GO): nuclear pore transmembrane ring; nuclear outer membrane
Source: RefSeq, a predicted model, not a curated record
AUGUCGACACCCACGAGGUCGACGCCAGUCAAGCCCUCCCCCGCGUCAGCGACGGACAGCCCCGGCACCUGGCGCCAUCCUCGCCUCAACGAAAUCACUCGCCGCCGGGAGGCCACGACCUUUUCCGAGAAGAACAUUCGCCGCAUAGCCUACAACACGCUUGCCCUGCUCUCCCUCUGGGCGAUCCGCGCCGUCGUAAAACUGUACAUUAGUCCGCAGAGGUACCGACCCCCCCCCCUCCUUCCACAGCCUGGAAACAACAAGAGUGCUGACCGCUGCCCGAAACACAGCUUCUCCCCCGCGGCUCGACUCUACAUGAGCUGGGCGUGGACCGUAGUCCAGAUCGUCCCCCUCGCGCAGAUUGCGCUCGCCUGCACGCCGCUGCUCCGCGCCCGCGACGAGAUGACGGACAUCCCGCUGACGGCCGCCCAGCGCAAGCUGCUCGGCCUCGCGCCCGCCACCGCGUCUCCCGUGGCUGCUGCGGCGACGGCCGACCUCGUCUUCAGCACGCCGCCGCGCUACUCGCGCACCCCGUCAAUGGCCGGCUCCGUCGGCAGCCGCGGCAGCUACGGGUCGCCGCUGUCAGGCCGCGGCGGCAGCCCGUUCCAGAACUCGACGACCGGCUCGCCCUUUUCGCCACCUGUGGACAGCCCCCUGCUGCCCAAGAGCGGCAAUGCCCUGUUUGGGGGCAACAACCGCCGGUCCUCGUCGGGGAGCCCCUUUUCGGCCAGCACGUCGCUGAACCUGCUCGGCGACCCUGCCUCGCCGAGCCCGGCCGGCAAGCGGACGAGCGUGGGCCUGAACAGCAAGUGGUUGUACGAAAAGGGCCGGCGGUCGUCGGGCAGUGCAUGGGUGCAUUAA